Messenger RNA from Mustela lutreola (European mink), 3300 nucleotides. RefSeq names its product T cell immunoreceptor with Ig and ITIM domains (gene TIGIT). NCBI's taxonomy places the organism in Eukaryota, Metazoa, Chordata, Mammalia, Carnivora, Mustelidae. Gene Ontology annotation, biological process: negative regulation of interleukin-12 production; positive regulation of interleukin-10 production; negative regulation of T cell activation. Gene Ontology annotation, molecular function: signaling receptor binding. The coding region runs from base 586 to 1323 and encodes 245 amino acids. The record is from RefSeq and is a predicted model, not a curated record. Gene Ontology annotation, cellular component: cell surface. The transcript has 4 exons.
CAUUCAAAGGAAAGUUGCCCUGGUGUCCAAAACUUUUUGUCCUGCCUACAUCUUGGCUCUGAGGUAGGUGCCUCUGGUUCAUGGUUCAUUAGAUUUCAAGCACAGGUCCUGGUCUGUAAGUGCAGACUCGGGUGUCUCUUAUACGUGCACAUUCCUUAGUUGGAUGAAGCCAGGAUUUGCUGCUUCUUCAGAAUCUCGGGCAUUCCCCAGAUACACAGAGCCCUUGAGCCCCUGAUAAAGACAAAGACUGAUACAAAACUGGCACAUUAAGACAGAACUUAAAAACAGUAGCUUGACUAUAACCCAAAGAUAGUGGUAACCUAAAGACCAGUGGGCCUCUAACCACAUUUUUGUUUAUUUUUUAGUGUGUUUCCUUCAUGGUCUUUCUUGUGGCUUGCCCUAUGCAGUUUGUGUACUUGUUGAGGGCCUUUUUUCUCGGUCUCUGACAUUUUUUUUGCUGAACUCAGUUUUUCCGAGACCCUCUCUCCUCAUAGGCUCAGUUUUGGCCUGCCAUCUGCCUUCUGCCAGUUUCCGUGGCAGAAGAGGCCUCGGCUGCUUCCUGUGGGUCCCCGGCUGAGCAGAAGCAUGCGGUGGUACCUUCUCCUGAUCUGGGCCCAGAGCCUGAGGCAGGCUUCCCUCCCAGCCUCAGGAGCUGUGUCAGGCAGGAUCACAACAACGGGGAACGUUUCUGUGGAGGAAGGUGGCUCCGUCACCUUGCAAUGCCACCUCUCCUCCACCACUGCCAAAGUGACUCAGAUCAACUGGGAGCAGCGGGACCAACUACUGGCCGUUCGUCAUGCUCACUUCGGGUGGCACAUCUACCCAGCCUUCAGGGAGCGAGUGGCCCCAGGCCCCAACCUGGGCCUCACCCUGCAGUCGCUGACCCGGAAUGACACAGGGGAAUACUUCUGCACCUAUCACACCUACCCUGAUGGGAUUUACAGAGGAACAGUCUUUCUGGAGGUCCUGCAAAGCUCAGUGGCGAAGCGCAGCGCUGCGUUCCAGGUCCCACUGCUGGGAGCCACGGCCACCGGACUGGCAGUCAUCUGUGUGGCAGUAGUCAUGGUGGUCACAUUAACCAAAAAGAAGAAAUCUCGUCCAGUCCAUUGUGCGGAAAGUGGCCUAAGGACCGUGGCACAUGAACAGGAGGAAUGGAAUGCCCGCAUUCUGUCGUCACCUGGAAGUGGCGGCGAGGCAGGCACGGCAUCCGUGGGCUGCUACCUGGAGCAGAGGGGAGAGGCCUAUGCCGAGCCUCAUGAAUACUUCAAUGUCCUGAGUUACAGGAGCCUUGGAAGCUUCAGUUUCCUGGCCGAGACUGUUUAGGGGCCAGAGGCAUCAUCUGGGAGAUGCAUUCCUGUGUCUGCGGUUCCGGGAGUGGGGGUGGUGGUGGGUCUGUGGUCUCAGUCGCUGCCCUGCAUGCGUGCAAGUGGAGGUGCAGUUGAGGAGAGAAUGUCAUCCUCUUCCUGCAUUUCCUCUGCCCCCUCCCUUCUCUUCCAUUGUAGCAGAGCCAGAGGGAGCAGCUUGUAUCUUGAUUCUAAGGGCAAAGUUAAACCAAAAUGACUUGGUUUGGAAUCUAGCAGGUGGAGCGAACCCUGGGGCUCUGAGAAAUGCCUUCCCCCUAGUAGCCCUGGGUGGGGCUUUGGUGGUCUGUGCCCUGGUAGAGUCUUAUGGAUGGUGAUGGUGAUGAAGAGGACGACGGUAAGACCCAUCUCAUUUCUCAUGGUCAUUUCCAUCCACAUUCACACAUCAAGGCAUUUUAAGAACAAGGCAUGGUAUCGGCUUUCAUGGGGAGGUUCGAGCAUGAUUAAACCAUGCUUUUGGAUCUCAGCCCUUUUAGACCUUACACUUACAUGGAGGGAACAGUGAGGCUAGCAUAGCGAGAGCAGGAAUUUUGUCCAAGGUGAGCCGAGAAACUGAACAGAACGGCUGAAAUUCCCUCAUGGAGGAUCCUGGCACCAAAGGAGCGCACAGACCUUUUUUGGAUUUUAUUCCCUGGGCAGAUAGUUGAAAUCUCCUUCUGUUGGCUGUUCACGGAGACCGGGGAUGGCUGGCAGCAGGGGACCCGAGGCCUUCCAGAUGCGGCAGCACGGCCUCCACUGUGGGAGCUGCAGCCUAGUCCUUGGCCAGAACCUACCACCUUCUAAUCCACUAUGGAGUGGAUUCUUUCCUUCAAGAAUCUGUGUCCCACCAAAAGGAAAACAUGUGUUUUUAAAAUAGGGACUCUUCCAGGGAGGGGGGGGGAAUAAAAAGUGGGUGAUCAAGUGCUUAAAGAUGAACACCCUCUCCCUGAACCCUUAAAUCUGAACCUAAACCCUUAAAACCUUUAAACCCUUUAAUCCACCCCCUGAGCUCUUUGUGCUGGUUUCCCUUUAACUGGCAUCCCAGUCUGCAUCACACCACCACAUCUCCUCCAGGAGCGAGGAUGGAGGCCGAGCUCACAGGGGACAGGUUUUCUUAACUGAGCGAGAAAGUGAAGCUAGGCUGUCAUUGGCCAGGGCUGGAAUCAAGCACUGUUCUGCUCCCUAAGAAUCAGGCAGGCUGAUCAAGAAGACAUUUCAACUCCUACUCCUUGGAUUUUGAUUUUGAUUUUUCUCACUUCUCUACCAAAUAGGUGUGUGGUUAGGAGCCAUGAGUCGAAAUCUGUCCCGAGGGCUAAGUCCUUUGGAAGACAGAUGGAUGUGUGUAAAAUGCUGUUAGGCACCACGGUGGUUCACCACACUCCUUGCAGAACUAGUGCAAACUGCUUGUGAGUAGAACACAAUUCAUGGACUGGAGAUGAGCUAAAGUGUAAAGAUAAAAAGGGAGAGGCAGUUUGAUUGGGAGGAGAUGUCUACUGGCUCAAGGCUAGACUGAGAGUGUUAUUUAACGUGGUGACAGUAACUGGGAAAUAUCUACAAAUACCAUUUAGAUGGUGAUAAAGUACAAAAGGACCCAUGGAUGUUAUAAAUGGGUCAGGUUCCUAAAAUGAGAUUGAAUUAGACAGAAAAUUAAUUUUCAAGUGGAAUUCACUGAACUGGAUUUUCCAUGGAGAGCCAGAGAAGACCACCCCCUAAAAGCCAGGUUCCUGGAGACCCGUCCUUUGCAGCCAUCCUCCACGGGUAGCCGUCUAGUGUGUGAGAUGUGGUUAGUCUGCAUUAAGAUGUACUGUGCUAGAAGUGUAACCUACAUACCGUAUUUUGAAGGCUUAUUGUGAAUAAUAAGAAUGUAAACUAUGAUGUUAGUAAUUUAAAAAUAUUGAUAACAUGUUAAAAUGAUAGUAUUUGGGAUAGACUGGAUUCAAUAAAAUGUUAUUAAAAUUAA